Molecule: messenger RNA, 321 nt
Organism: Staurois parvus
Lineage: Eukaryota; Metazoa; Chordata; Amphibia; Anura; Ranidae
Source: the annotation of a GenBank genome assembly
AUGUAUGUGAAAUGGUUUGAUACAGUAAUGUUUUACUAUGUGAUUUUAGUGAAUUUAGCGAAUGUCACUUUUUGUCAUUUUCAAAUUUCUGGCCGCUCCAUCCCCAUAUGUCCUGGCGUCGCAGGGGACGGAACCCAGAUGACAGAUGCCGGCAUCUGCCAGAGGACAUUGCCGGACACACUGCAGGAGGGACAUCGCAGGAGAGAAGGACAAGGUAAGUGAAGAACAGAUCCCAGAGCAGCACCACAUGGUAAGUCCAAAUGUAGCUCGGGGUUACCGCUUGUGCUACACUCGGGAAUACCGCCAGGGAGGCAACACUAA